Oncorhynchus tshawytscha (Chinook salmon) is the source of this 2046-nucleotide messenger RNA. RefSeq names its product serine incorporator 2, like (gene serinc2l). NCBI's taxonomy places the organism in Eukaryota, Metazoa, Chordata, Actinopteri, Salmoniformes, Salmonidae. The transcript has 10 exons. The record is from RefSeq and is a predicted model, not a curated record. Gene Ontology annotation, cellular component: membrane. Bases 118 to 1485 code for a protein of 455 amino acids.
UUCCCAGCAAUGGAUUUUCUUUCGUUCACUACCCGUACAGUAGGUGGCGGAAUGCACCUUUAACUUUUGUUUGUGGACCGCCAUAAUACCAGAGAAGAAGAGGACAUCGCUUAGAAAAUGGGGGCUUGCAUGGCCUUGUGCUCCCUUGCUAGCUGUGCCUCCUGUCUGUGUGGCUCCGCUCCGUGUCUGCUAUGUGGCUGCUGUCCCUCCUCCAGAAACUCCACCGUCACCCGGCUGGUGUUCUCCUUCUUUCUACUCCUAGGGACCCUGGUGUCUGUCAUCAUGAUCCUCCCUGGCAUGGAGGCACAGCUCCAAAAAAUCCCAGGCUUCUGUCAGGGUGCGAGCACCAUACCAGGCAUGGAGAACCAGUUUAACUGUGAUGUCAUUGUGGGCUACAAGUCGGUGUACCGCAUGUGCUUCGCCAUGACCUGCUUCUUCUUCCUCUUCUCAGCCAUCAUGGUCCGUGUCCAGAGCAGCAAAGACCCGCGUGCAGCCAUUCAGAAUGGUUUCUGGUUCUUUAAGUUUCUGAUCCUGGUCGGCAUCACUGUGGGAGCCUUCUUCAUCCCGGAUGGAACCUUCCAUACUGUAUGGUUUUACUUUGGCGUGGUUGGCUCCUUCAUCUUCAUCGUCAUCCAGCUUAUCCUUCUCAUCGACUUUGCCCACUCUUGGAACAAGAUAUGGGUGGGGAACGCCGAAGAGGGCAACUCAAAGUGCUGGUUUGCAGGCUUAUUGUCGUUCACCUUCCUCCACUACGCACUGGCCUUCACCUCAGUGGUGCUGUUCUACAUAUACUACACCCAGCCUAACGGCUGCACCGAGCACAAGGUCUUCAUCAGCCUCAACCUCAUCUUCAGCGUCAUCAUCUCCAUCGUCUCCAUCCUGCCCAAAGUACAGGAAGCCCAGCCCCAGUCUGGUUUGCUCCAGGCCUCUCUCAUCUCCCUCUACACCAUGUAUGUCACCUGGUCCGCCAUGACCAACAACCCAAACCGUAAGUGUAACCCCAGCCUGCUGAGUCUGGUGUCAAAUGUCAGCUCCAGUGAGCCCACACCCACCAGUGCCCCAGGACAGGUGCAGUGGUGGGACGCCCAGAGCAUUGUGGGUUUGGUCAUCUUCCUCUUCUGCACUCUCUAUGCCAGUAUCCGUUCGUCCAGCAACACCCAGGUGAACAAGCUGAUGCAGACCGAGGAGGGCGGGAGUUAUGGAGGAGAGGGCGAGGUAGGGGAGGACGAUGUGCGAAGGGCCGUGGAUAAUGAGGAGGAGGGGGUCAGCUACAGCUACUCCUUCUUCCACUUCCACCUCUGCCUGGCCUCCCUCUACAUCAUGAUGACACUCACCAACUGGUACCAGCCUGACACCACCACCCAGGCCAUGCAGAGCAGUAUGCCAGCUGUGUGGGUGAAGAUCAGCUCCAGUUGGCUGGGCCUGGGCCUCUACCUCUGGACCCUGCUCGCCCCUCUCAUGUUUCCCGACCGAGACUUCAGCUGAACAGCCCCACAUGGUGUCACCAUGGGCUUGUAAGAUGUUGUGUGGAAGUUUAUUAUAUAUUUUUUUUAAUACGAGUCAGCAUUUUUGCAUUGGUCUCUGUUGGUGUGUUUAAUCUUGUUUUGUUUUGAUUUAUUUUAUUUGACAUGUUAGGUCUUUUAUCUACCGUGGCUGCGAGGGGUAUGUUUAUCACUACAUUGUUAGGUAUUAUUGGACGCUUUUAAUAUCCAUACUGAGAAUGUUUUAUUGAUUUAGCCAUUCAAUUAUUUUAUUUGCCUAUAUGUGAAACUGCACUUAACUCUGUCUACCUUAACACAAUCUUCUGAGAUGAGCAUCGGUUUGUCCCAGAAUGCACAUAAGUGAACUAUAGCAAAGACUUGAUAACAUGCGCUUAUUACCUCACUUUUACAAUAAUAUAUUAGUUGGGAUUCCCAUGUUGUUAAAGUAGGCCUGGUUCCAGUUGAUUGUAUUUGUUUUUAUUAUGGAUCCCCAUUAGCUGCUGCCAAAGCAGCAGCUACUCUUCCUGGGGUCCAGCAAAAUUAAGGCAGUUAUACAUUUUUUUUU